GUUACCUCAACAUCCAGUCUUGGCCUGAGAACAUGACGGAUCUGAGUGUUUUCUCCAGCCUGGCGACCAUCGGAGGCCGAGCUCUCUACAGUGGAAGUGAUAUUUCUCUGCUGAUCCUGAAGCAGCGCUGGAUCUCCUCCCUGCAGUUCCAGUCUCUGGAUGAGAUCAGCGCCGGUAACGUCUACAUCUUCAACAACAGCCGCCUGUGUUUCUACAACACCGUCAACUGGACGUCUCUCUUCCGAACGCCGAGCCAGAAAGUUCUGAUCCGCAACAACCGAAAUCCUAAAGAAUGCAGUGAGUAUCGUCUGUGGGACGGACACAAGUUUGUUUUCCCCUGUUUGCAAAGAUCAGCAGAUUCUCCGAUUCCCUUCCUGUUGUGUCAUUUCCUCUCCCAUGGUUUCCAAACUGCACACGUGUGCUGCUCCACCCUGGGCCUCACACACCGACAUGCCUGUUACCAAGGCGACGGUAUCGCGGGCAUCUCUUGCUCCUCGGCCUUGGACAUGAAAGCCAUGUUCAGCUCCCUGUGA
Paralichthys olivaceus (Japanese flounder) is the source of this 533-nucleotide messenger RNA. The record is from RefSeq and is a predicted model, not a curated record. Lineage: Eukaryota; Metazoa; Chordata; Actinopteri; Pleuronectiformes; Paralichthyidae.